This is a messenger RNA of Mercenaria mercenaria, 7925 nucleotides long. RefSeq lists its product as uncharacterized. The transcript is spliced from 21 exons. Gene Ontology annotation, cellular component: membrane; endomembrane system. Gene Ontology annotation, molecular function: calcium:proton antiporter activity. The record is from RefSeq and is a predicted model, not a curated record. The coding region runs from base 2300 to 4531 and encodes 743 amino acids. NCBI's taxonomy places the organism in Eukaryota, Metazoa, Mollusca, Bivalvia, Venerida, Veneridae. Gene Ontology annotation, biological process: calcium ion transmembrane transport; intracellular calcium ion homeostasis.
AAUCAUGAAUAUUUAUCUCUUUAUUCUUUUAACUUUUUAUUUCAAAAUUAAUUUAGGUCAUUUAUCAAAAACAGUGUUGUUUUAUAUUAUUUUAUAACUUUUGAAAAGCUUUUUAAAAUGCUUAAGUUUCAUUAUAUAUAUAACUAAAUUUCUAUUUCCUUUCAUACAUAUUAAUGUAUAGCGAAAAUACCACCUACAGGUAUUAUUAGCACUUUGUUUUGAAGCUCUGGGGUUGAGCUUUUAAAAUUAUCCCCGUGUAUCAAUGCUUUACGUUGGGCACGUAAAAGAACCAAAAGAACUGCUUUAGUUCAUUUGUAUCUCAAAAAGUCUCCGAUCGAAAUUAUACGACCGCUGAAAUACGACCGCGACUGAAAUUUACGAACGCGUAGAUUUAUUUAACAAUGCUUGUGCAAAAAUGUAUCUUUUGAUCGCGCUUUGACGUGUCAUUAUUUCCGGCAUUUUCUCGGUCUCAAUUACUUCGGCGAAUCGGAUUGUCAUUAAAAUAACCUGUAAAUUUAUCUCGCGUUUUUUGCAUCAUAAAAAAAGGUGGUGCAUUAGACGAAGCACGCAGCUUCGUUUCAUUUGCUUUCGUGUAAGAUUGACUAAUAAUCGUUCUUGCGUAGAGGAACGCUCUAGUGACUCGGCGAAGUUUUAAAUUAUGCCCCGAGGUGUAAAUCGAUAUUGACACGUUGUGUAUUGUCUUCGUGUAGUGUUAAAUAUCGGAUGAUCCGUUAUUGCGUCAUUGAGAAAGAUCAGAAGAUCAGAUCGACGAUUAUCUUGUAGGCGCCAAUGAAAUUCGCCAAUUGAAGAUUUAUAGCGCCAGAAUUUACAUUUUGUCGCAUUUGGCGCCAUUGGCGACCGACAGCGGGAACCCUGAUGACUAUUGCACUUGCCCUGGUGUUGGUGUUGGCUUUUUAUGAAGUCAAGUAAUUCUUAAGAUGUUAAGUCGAACUUGCUCAUUAUGAGUGACAAUGUUCAAAUUUUAAAGUGUGACAUAACUCAUAAAUCAUAACCAGGUAUCAAGACAUUACACAUUCUUCUAAAUACAACCAUAAAUAAAUUAUGCUCCCUUAUAAAGAAAGUCCAUUGUCUUCUUCAUUUUUCCAUUAAACUCAAUUGCUUUGCUUUUUCAGGGUGACAGUGCGCAAGAUUCAGAACUCAGUAUUAUUAUAAUUUUAACAAAAUUAUUCCCCUUCUUGGAUUGACUCUUAAUUUUGACAAGGUUAUGUCCCUUUUUUGACUUGGAAAAUGCUGGUUAAUGUGUGACAUUGAAAACUGUCACCAUGUACUGUGUUGAAACUUCAAACAGAUAUCUGCAUGAUGUUAGGUACAACUGAAUAACAGCAAUCCAAUCCAAGUCCAAUAACUCUUACAUGAAUUCAGAAAUAUACACUUACUAGAUUGAAUAAACUUAGGUACAGAAAAUUCAUUUCACUGACAAGCCCUAGAAUUCUAAAUAGAUUACACAUUUCAUAUUAUACUGGUAUGUAAAUUUGAAAUGUGAGUUUAGAUAGCUACACGUCAUUGACCAUGUUUGCCUAUAGUCAAAUUAUAUUGUCAAAUACAGAGAAUUGUAAAAAAAUAACUAAAGUGAAAUUAUUAGUAAUUUUUUUUUAUUUUACAUUCCAAUAUGCUUUUUUCUGUUAAAACAUGCAAUGUCGUCAAUGUUUUUUUUGCGACCAAGAAAGAGCCCUACUACAUUUUAUCUUCUGUUUUAGAUUAAGGGCAUAUUAUGUAUAGCAAAAUUGUGUUUUUCCUAAAUUAAUACACUCAGAAUCGGUUAUACAUCGCCAGAAUAUUCACUCGGGCCACGUCCUCGUGAAAUUAUUCCGCGUACGUAUAACCUAUUUCUGUGUAUUAAUAACAUUAAAACACAAUUUUUUCUAUUCAUUAUUUCUUAAAUCAACCACUAGGAAAUUUUUUUUUAAAAAUUAGAUUGGUCUAAUUAUUAGAAUGAUUUCUAUCUACUUUGUUAUGCAUAAUGCAAGUGAGCGACUUGAGACCGAUUUGAUCUCUAUUUGAUGAACUAUGCAUGUUUUUUUUAUGUGCUUUAUAUAACGUUGAUUAUGUGAGAACUUUUGAGCAAUAUAUGAAAGAACUUAACAGAUGUAAAUUGCUUUUAGUUUAAUCUUGGAUGUUUUGAUGCAUUACUAUUUUGACUGACAAUAAUCACUGUAAGAAUGAUGUAGAUUUAAAGUACUUUUGUCAGAAUGAAUCCAUCUAAUCUCAUAGUCUGUGCAAUAAACAAUUUAUAAUUUAAACACCACAUUGCGUCUGCUACACAAGAAGACAGUUAAACAUGGAUGAAGAAAUACAAACUGAUAUAACCAGUAGGACUGCAACAUUUCCUGUUCAAGAUGAAGGAACAAUGACCUUGCCAGGCCCGGAUCUACUCUCUCAAGGUCAUAUGAGGAAGAGGCUUGUCAGUGAGCAUAAACUGGAGAGAUCAGGGGCACACAGUGUUAGGAGGGAAAAUUCCAUAGAAGAAGGUGCCGGGUUUGAACGUAAUUGUGUUGUAAUUCCACCUGAAAAUGUCAUUGAAGCACACAGAAUGGAAAAUAACUUCAAGUUUGGUUUCAAGAAAUGGAAGAGUCAUGUGACCUCGCGACCUUUGUCUGAGAGGUCAGACAUUGUGCAGGACCUCUAUGCUGAUAUAUCAGCAGCUAAACCUGUCAGAGUAUCAACUAUACGGCCAACAAACAUAAUGUAUUUACUAUUGGUUGGUUGGUGGCUAGCUUUGGUCUAUGUUGUUGUUGCAUUACUUAUGGCACUGACCAUCAUUGGCAGGUCUUAUGCACCAUUUUGUUUGAGGAUGGCAAAGUACUUCCUGUGGCCAUUUGGAAAGUUUGUGUUUUUGAUGCAUGCGUCUCCAUGCACAACCAACUUAGAAUCUCAUUAUUACCAGAAACAGACUGGGGAAGAAGAUGAAGAGACCAGUCUAAUUAGAUCUGAAAGUAUUGCUCAGGUGUCCUACCAUACACCAGUCUGCAAGAGAGGUUUCUGGACAACAGUCAGCUCGUACCCAUGGUUGAUCCUCGGAGCACCAUUUCUGUUGAUUGUUCAUGCUGUGAUCUGCUUUCUGUCAUGGUUCUUUGUUGUCACCAUUCCUAUCGCCAAGGUUAACACUAAGGCUAUAACUUAUGUUUUAUGGCUGCCACCAGAUAGAGUGAGUGUCGGGGAUUCAGGAAUCAUGUCGAUGGAUCCUAAGAAAAUACGAAGUGAAAUUAUCAUGUACACACAUCAGUCUGUCAACGUCUAUUACUAUAAAUAUACAGUGGAUGGCAUGAACAUCAUAUUAGUCAAUUUAUUAUUAUUUGUAGCACUGUCAAUAGCUUUAGGAUACUCAGAUCCAGAAAAUAAGAUCACAGAUGGUGUUACUAAAUGUAUUUUAGCAGUUUUAGCAAUUGUUCCAUUGACUUACUACAUAGGGAUGGCCAUUAUUAGCAUUUCUGCCCAGAGUAGUUUUGCGAUUGGAGCGGUAUUGAACGCAACGUUUGGUUCCGUGGUUGAACUGAUUUUGUAUAUUGUAACGUUGUUAAAAGGAAAGGACAGUAACGCAACAUGCUUUGCUGAGCUUGUGAGAUCAGCCUUAGCUGGGACAUUGGUCGGUUGUGUUUUGUUCAUUCCGGGAAUAUGUAUGGUACUUGGUGGAAUCAAGUACAGAUCACAGAGAUUCAACCCUAAGUCAGCCUCUGUUACAGCUUUGUUACUGUUUGUAGCUAUUGGAGGUGUUUUUGCUCCUACAUUGUUUUCCAAGAUAUUUGGAGAUCUGCAGUGUCAGAGAUGUGAAAUCAACAGUACGUCGAGUGAGAAUCACACGUCAGGAUUGCAGUGUACAGGGUGUACGCAGUCAGUGCUUGGUUUGGAUGGAGACAAAUCUCUGUAUAAGAAGCACAUAGAGCCGCUGGUGUACUGCAUAGCGUUACUUCUACCUAUUUCGUAUAUUACUGGAGUCUUGUUUACACUAAGAACACAUACAUCAUAUGUUUAUGAUGAGUUUUAUGAACAAGUAGCAGAGGAUGGUGGUACUGGACAUCAUGGUGCCCCACAGUGGUCAAGAAUCAAAAGUUGUUUCAUAUUGUUAUGCUGUGCUACACUGAUAGCGUUGUGUGCAGAUCUGAUAGCAGAAAACAUACAAGAACUACUGGAAUCUUCCGGAGUUUCAGAGUAUUUUAUUGGUGUUACAAUGAUUGCCAUGAUUCCGGAGUUACCUGAGAUUAUCAAUGGAAUACAGUUUUCCCUGCAAAAUAACGUUAACUUGGGAAUUGAAAUAGGCACUAAUACAGCCAUACAGGUGUGCUUGAUUCAAGUUCCAGCUUUAAUACUCAUCAAUCUUAUAUAUCCACUGAAUUUCAUUCUUGUAUUCAAUGAUGUACAUCUGUGGGCUGUGAUAUUCUCUGUGAUUGUAAUCAACUAUAUCUUCCAAGACGGCAAAAGUGACUACUUCCAAGGUUCAGCUCUUGUUGCCAUAUAUGUGAUCCUUUUAUGUAUGUACUUUUUUGUACCAACUCCAGAAAGUGCCAAAUGUUGAGAAUGGAUGAAAAUUGACAUCUUAUGAAAGAAGUGUCUCUGAAAUGUACAUUUGUACAUGUAACAGGAGCAGAAUAUGUCACAGAUAGUAUCAGAUAUGCAUCAUAUAGUAUAUUAUAGAGAAAAUGUCACCUUUUUGGGGGUUGCGUAUUUCACAGGAAUUGAAACACAACCAAUGUACAAAAUUUCUUGAAGGAAACAUUUGAACUGUCAGUAUAUUCUGCAUAAAAAGGACAUUUCCUAAAGGUUUCUCAGCACAUUACAUCAGACUUCACCUUGAAUGUCAAAUAAAAUCCAUAUUCAGGGGUUUCAGAGUGCUACAUCAGACUUUCUAAGAAAUAAACUUGCCAAUUAUAGCAUGUUUUCAUUUUCAGUUUAUUAAGACCACAUGCACUUGCAAGUCCAGUUAGUAGCAUAAUGAUUUAAUUUUGCGGACAUAAAAUUUCUUGAUUUAGACCAAAACGGCUAUUUCAUCGGGAUAUGAAUUCAUAGAUUUUACAUGAAAAAAUUAAUAGGAAUUUUGCUUUUUUGUUGGAAUUUAAUGUUGCGUUUUCACUCAAUUACAUUGAAUUUAAUUUUGUGGAUUCACUCAACCAUAAAAUUCUGUCUCCCAUGAAUAUUAAUGAUUUCACAGUAAGGAUUUUACUGUUUUCAUAUAUGGGAAAAUAUCAUGCAGUGUCUUUAUAGUAUUGCACUAAAGGUUGUAUUAAGUGCUGAAUAUACCUAAUUUAUUUACCUCAAGAGAAGUUGUUAUAUAUAGCCUGGUAAGGUGUGUAUUUUACCUGGCAAAUCAACAAAAAAUUCUGAUAUUGAAAUAUGUGAUAUGUUGUAUUUAUUUUCUAACACUUCUUUAUGACAAUUAAAGUAUAAACAGGGUAACAAUUUUAAAGGUGGUCAAUCAUUUUUUAAGAAAAAAGUUAUGGUAUUUUUCACUUUUGGUAUAUUCUGUUAGGGAUUUAUUUAAGGAACAAAAACAAGACCCAUUACAUAGUCUUAGAGUCAUGUAACAAACGUUUCUUUUAAUGAAUUUUAUAAAAUUUUGCAUUUACUCCCCAUUAAUAUGAUAUUGUUAAAAAAUUGAGUAUUGCUUUUUUAAAAAAACAAGACCGUCUGUUCUCAAAGAGCUAUGCUUAGUUAGCUGGGAAAGGCUGUAUCUAAUGGAUUUCUCUCUGUCUCUAUGUUCUAGGGGCUUUCUCUCAUUAUAUCCCUCUGGUCAGAUCACAAUAUGUCUAUUCUAGUAGAGGAUGAAUUUACCAUCCUGUAUGGCUGCCUUUGUGCUAUGUAUUUAAAUGUGUUUAUCAUGAAACGGGCGUUAUAUAAAUCUAGUAUAAUGUAAUAUAUAUCCUAGUUGGGCGACCAAGAGAGGAAAAUCAGUUAAAAAAAACAACAACAUCCAGUGAUAAUCUAACUUUCAUUAAGGGCUAAGCAAACAUAAGUACAUGUAAGUGUAAGUGAUCAAAUGUUUUGAACAAAUCUGUUAACUUGACAAAAAUCUGAUUAACCACCUUUAAAAAGUUUCACUUAAAUAUUUUAUCAUUAUAUAUCAAUUUUAAAUCUAGAAAAUUCUCAUCAAAUGUAUUUAUUUUGGCUAAAUAUGUAAACUACCUGUUAACUUGUAUUGUUUACCUUGUUGUGACAGCCAUUGAUUUGUUUUAAAAAAUGCCAGGUUUUUCAAUAGUACUGUAGUAAAAAUUCAUAUUGUGUUUAGUUAUACAUUUAUUAAAUGUGUACUGUUUUUAAGUUGGCAUAAAUAGUGUUUAUAAACACAAACAUGUUUAUUUCAUAUUUGCAUAAUUAUCUAUUUUUUAUGUCCCUGCCAUUAAAAAUGAAGUGGGGCAUAUAGUGUCACAGUCAAGGUCACACAUAGAGGUCAAAGGUUUUGCGUCAUAUGUCUUGUCCAGUGUAUAUCUUUUGUAUAAAUGGAUGGAUAUUCAAUUAACAAGGCGAAACAUUCACCAUAACUAGAUAAUGUAUGGAGGGCAAGACAUAGACUCCUAGCUAAAAGGUCAAGGUGGCCCAUAGAGGUUUAAGAUUUUAAGACUAUAACUUUUGUAUGAAUGGAUGGAUAUUCAUGUAACUUGGAACAAACAUAUACCAUUACUAGAUGAUACUGUACACUUAGAGGUUAAACAUUUUACUUCAUUUUUCCUGUCCUGCGGAUAACUUAGUUGUGCAUUGCUAAAUUUUGAAAAUACUUGGCGCAGUUAACCACCAUAAUCAAGAUGUGUCAUGUGCAAAAUCCAGACAUCUGAACUGUUCAGAUGUCAAAGUCACACUUAGAGGAGAUAUUUCUUGCCUGUUCUAAAACUUUUCAUGUACUUGUGCAUAUUCUAAUAACUUGUAGGAGCAUUCAUGCAAUUUGGGCAUAUUUUCUAGUUUUAAUAUGAAAUUUGGACAUAGUAUAAUUUAAACAUGAAUUACACAAAGUCAUGUGAUUGAAUGAAAAAAUGAAAAGGGUAUAUAGGAUUUACAUAACAAAAUGGCACUUUUUUCAGAAUUUUCGAAGUCAGUGAUAAGAUGCUUUUAUUACAUUAAUGUCUAAUUUAAUCAAAAUGUCGCAAUAAAGCGUGAAAGUCUUUGUAAAAGUUUUAUGAAGUGUUUCUAAAUUAACACGUGUACACCCAAUUUUCUCCAAUUUGUGUGAGGGAAAAACAAAAAAAAAAGGAGUCAUUUCCUUAUAUGAAUUCUGUAUACACCUACAAUUAGUUAUUAUUAUUUUUUAGAUUGAUUAGAUGGUAAUUGCAUGCCUGAAGUGAUUUUUAAUCUUAUUAAACCUAUAUUGGCAUAUGGGCCUUGCCCAAAAUAUGCGCAAGUGCCAGUAUACAUUUAGGAGUGCCAUUUACAACUCUAGCAAAUCAAGUGGUCCAGUGGUAACAGACUAUGGAACAACACGUAGUGGUCGUGUGUUCGAGAUCCAAGUCCGCCCAACUUAAAUUACUACCAAGUGGGAUAAGAUCUUGUGUAUGGGUGGAUGCUAAAGAACCAUGGAAGCAUCCUGAAUUGGACCAUCUUGUUCUCCAACUAAAAAAAACAUUUACAGUCUUUUGGAGGAAACAUAAAAAUAAGCUGAGAAACACACCCUCUAAAGUCUAAAUACUUCAGGCAUGUCUUUACCAUUUAAUAAAUCGUUUGUUAUAUAUCUAAAUUUUAUUAUGCACAUACAUCUGUUUAUUGGCAUAGCAUUUAACAUGCCAAUACCUGGUUAUAUGCAUGGGUAAGGUGAUUCUGAGCUGUUCAGUUGUGUUACUAUUUAUUAAAAUUUACAGUAGUAUAAUAAACAAAUUUACUUGAAUUGUUGUACAUCAUAUGUUGAAAUUGCACAAUACUAGGGUCUUUCUAGGAUAAUUUAUUUAUUAUUAUUUGCAUGAUAAUCAAUAAAAUCCAUUUGAAGUCAA